This is a messenger RNA of Ostreobium quekettii, 1011 nucleotides long. The record is from the annotation of a GenBank genome assembly. Lineage: Eukaryota; Viridiplantae; Chlorophyta; Ulvophyceae; Bryopsidales; Ostreobiaceae.
AUGGUCGACGAUGUAGUCUUUGCCAGAAAUCUUUUGCUUGGCAUUCAAGAGGGCUUUGAGUGCUUUGAGCGCUCUGCCAAUGGGCACAGGCCUCAGUUCUUUAUUUCUGUCCUGCAGUCAACACGGCUUUAUGAUGCUGAAACGAAUGUCCACCAUGGCACCUUCAAUCAUAGAGCGCCAGUCAUGGAUUGCACGUUCCAAGAGGAUUAUGUGGCCUUCAUAGGAGGUCUUGAUGGCCAAGUCAAGAGGCAGGAUUUCUACAGGAGGGCGGACGUGCUUCUUGGGACACAUCACAAACCAGUAAAAUGUGUGGAGUACUUGAAGGAACAUGGCCUGGUUGCAUCUGCUGGAUGGGACAAGAUGUUGCACCUUUGGGAUCCACGGCUUCCACAGUUUCAAAACUGUGUGACAUCGAUCAGCCUUCCAGGCAAGGCUUACACAAUGUCACAGACACACACGAAGUUGGUGGUGGGAACUUCAGAAAGGAAGGUUCGCAUCUACGACAUUCGCAGUGUUCAUUCUGGCAGAGCGGAACAGCACAGGGAGUCAUCUUUGCGACAUCAGACAAGGUGCAUACGUUGCUUCCCAGAUGGAACAGGUUAUGGACUUAGUUCGAUCGAGGGGCGAGUGGCGAUGGAGUAUUUUGACCUUGGAAAAGAAGCGCAAGAAAAGCAAUAUGCAUUCAAGUGCCAUCGUAAGAAAGAUGGUGUCAAGGAGAUCGUGUACCCAGUUAAUGCCUUGGCUUUCCAUCCCUCACAUGGCACUUUUGCCACUGGUGGCUGUGACGGCAUUGUCAGCGUUUGGGAUGGCGAAAACAAGAAGCGACUGUCUCAAAUUUCAGGAUACCCCACAAGUAUUGCUGUUAUGGACUUUAGCCGAGAUGGUCACCUCCUUGCUGUCGCCGCAAGUUAUACAUUCGAAAUGGGGGACAUGAGCCAUCCUGAAGAUGGGGUAUAUGUGAGGAGAAUGCAAGACACAGAAGUGAAACCGAAACCAAGAAAGCAGUUGUGA